UCCGGCCGGCGCUAUGACGGAAGGUCCGGCUAUCCUUGGCAUCAAAGACGGUCCUUUGAAUUUCCGGGAGAUGGGCAGCGCCUUCCGAGUUGUCACCCCGAAAAGGUCCAGGGAAGGUGGACCAAGCGUGGGAGUGUCCGCUCUUGCUGCCUCGUCCCUUCGACCUCAAUUCCCCCUUUUGACCGAGGGUCUCCCAACCUAUUACUCCGGAUUGUGGUGUGGGGCACCGCUUUCCCUCAAGGAUCCAGCUUUGCCCCUCUUCCCGCUCUUUCCGCAUUACCUCCCCUCCUACAGUUUCUCCGUUGACUCUGCAGCAUCAUCCGCAGGAGCUGAAAGUUCAACUACUGCUCCAGCUAGAUUAACCGGUGAAAACCCAUCCCCCUGGGAUACCUGUGGAGCAGAGAAAGAUUUUCGAUCUUCUCUCACACCAUUGGCCCUAGGUGAGUUCAAACCACUUGGACUAACGACUUGGCCUACAGACUUAAGGGUCAGACCUGUGCCCGUAACAGGAUGUCCCGGAAGUGCGCUGACGAACAGCCUUUUCCGAAGUCAAUCCCAAAUCAGUUCGGCAAAGACGUCAGACGGAAGUCCUAGGCAUGUCCUGGGCGCUUCGACACAGGACGUGGCAUCGAGCCAUUUGUUCAGACCAGCAUUUGCUGCUGCAGCAGCUGGACUCUCCUGUUUUGGCUUAUCCUUGUAUAGUUUCGGCACUGGAGGACACGACAAGUCCCCUGCCAGCCCUGAUGGUGUCCUGAAGGCUUCUCCUACAGGAGGAGAUGUGUACUCUUGUGUCAAAUGUGACAAAAUGUUCAGUACUCCGCAUGGCUUGGAAGUACAUGCACGUCGCUCGCACAGUGGUAAGAGGCCGUUCGCAUGUGAACUCUGCAACAAGACUUUUGGCCACGAAGUCAGUCUGAGCCAGCAUCGUGCCAUCCACACUGCAGAGAGGACUUUCGAGUGCAAACAGUGUGGCAAGUCUUUCAAGCGAUCAUCUACCUUGUCGACGCACCUCCUAAUUCACUCUGACACUAGACCCUAUCCUUGCCAGUACUGUGGGAAAAGGUUCCACCAGAAAUCAGACAUGAAGAAGCACACGUACAUACAUACCGGUGAAAAACCACAUAAGUGCGCUGUGUGCGGGAAAGCAUUCAGUCAGUCUUCGAACCUUAUCACGCACAGCAGAAAGCACACGGGUUUUAAACCUUUCGCCUGUGAAAUCUGUGGAAGGGCCUUCCAGAGGAAGGUCGACCUUCGAAGGCACAAAGAAACACAGCACUCGGACAUCCACCACAUACCUUAA
Molecule: messenger RNA, 1300 nt
Organism: Uloborus diversus
Lineage: Eukaryota; Metazoa; Arthropoda; Arachnida; Araneae; Uloboridae
Product: zinc finger protein Gfi-1b-like
Exons: 4
Coding region: 14-1300 (428 amino acids)
Cellular component (GO): nucleus
Source: RefSeq, a predicted model, not a curated record